AUGAUUAAGCCUAUCAUUACGAUAGGAAUUGAUGGAGAUGAAACUAUGACUGUCAAAAGAGAGACACUCACUAAAAUGUCAAACGAUGAAAACAGAGGUAAAACAACGGGGAUAGAUGCUGAUCAAGGUAAAACUAUUGCAGCAACGAACGGAAGUAGAGGACUGUAUAAUCAAAAUAGGAAUAAUUUGCUAACUAGGGAAUUAGAGGAUGUAUUGAAGAGCUUGAUGGGAUGUACAGGGCAAGAAGAAUUCAAAAACGCGAGAGCAUAUGCAACACAGUGUAAAUUAGAAUACAAAAGGAAUUCUAAGGAAGAAACGAGUUAUGAACUGACAAAGAUGAGUACCAGUUCGUCUAGCAUUAUCGAAGUUGAUGUGCAUUGCAGUGAGUUCGAUAGGCAAAAACAUACUUUGUUGAACUGUGAGGAUGAAAAGAUGCGCAAUAUGGACGAUUCCUCUUCUGUUCUUACAACCAACAAUUAUGCUAACUAUGAUAUGUGUUCUCAA
Molecule: messenger RNA, 504 nt
Organism: Vavraia culicis subsp. floridensis
Lineage: Eukaryota; Fungi; Microsporidia; Pleistophoridae
Exons: 1
Source: RefSeq, a predicted model, not a curated record